Molecule: messenger RNA, 2502 nt
Organism: Heterostelium album PN500
Lineage: Eukaryota; Evosea; Eumycetozoa; Acytosteliales; Acytosteliaceae
Exons: 5
Coding region: 1-2502 (833 amino acids)
Biological process (GO): ubiquinone biosynthetic process; post-transcriptional regulation of gene expression
Cellular component (GO): cytoplasm
Molecular function (GO): mRNA binding; monooxygenase activity
Source: RefSeq, a predicted model, not a curated record
AUGACAGAUGUUUUAAACUCUGAGGGUUCAAUUAAUUUGCAGAAUAUAGAUGACUAUUCUAGCAACGAUGCUGACAAAAAGAAGAAAUUGGUUUAUACUUCUGAAUAUUUAAGGCAAUUUGACCAACAAAGCAAGGAGAAACCACCAUUACAGCACCACCAAAUUCCAGACAGCAGAAACAUAUUUAAUCAUGAAUUUGAUCCAAAGGAAAGACAAAUCUCAGAUUAUAUCAGUAUCAUUCAAAGACUAAAAGGUAUAAUUAUUAGUUCGAAUGAUGAUGGUCUAAUCAGUAGUAUGAAGCAAACAUUUGCUGAGCAUCAACAUGGUAAAAUAUUUGAAGACUAUGUACAUCCUAGAGUGCCACCCAUUCAAGGUUUCUCAUUCCUUGAGCAACCAUUACCGUUCAAUUCAUACUUUUCUGGUGGUUCAUCAAAUGUUACACCAGUUGUAAGUGGACAGCUCCCACCAUUGCGAUCAUCACCAAGAAAGAUUGAAACUCCGCAACCAAUACCAGUAACACCAUUGCCUCAACCAACUCCACCAGCAUACAAAUCACCAAGAAAACAACCAUCACAGAGCAAUCUCAAUCUGUCAUCGAUUUCUGCAUCAUCGACACCCUCAUCGACACCAACUUCUCUCACACCAACCACCAUCUCACCAUCAAACUCGUCUUCCAACAUUACAGCUGCCAUUGGUGGUUCAAAAAUGAAAAAGUCACCAUCGAUGCCAGUCAUUGCUAAAAACAAAGAUCUUUCAUCAUCAUUUGAAUCACUCAAAACCUCUUCCAAACCACCUCUUAAAUCUUCUAGUAGCAACACAAAUAUUACCACUACAGCCAUAAAGAAAGACGAUGUAUCACCAACUAAGAAAGGAUUGGUUUCCACAGACAACCAACCAAGAAAGCCAAUGACAAAAUCUGUUUCCAUGAGUUCAAUUGGACCAGACUCUCCAUUGCCAAUGAAGAUUACAAGUCUCGAGGAGAUCACUGGACAGAUCUAUCACCUGACCAAAUACCAAGCCGGUUGCAGAUUCCUUCAAAAGAAGCUUGAGGAGAAGCCCGAUGCCGAACAUGUAACAUUGAUUUUCAAAGAGGUCUAUGAGCACUUGAUAGAAUUGAUGGUCGAUCCCUACGGACAAUAUCUCAUUCCACAACUCAUGAAAUACUGUGACAACAAUCAGAGAAAGAUGAUAGUCGAUCGUAUAGCACCCAAGGUUGAAACAUUUGCCUGCCAUAUCUAUGGUAUCCAUGGAAUUCAAAAGGUUUUACAGUUCCUCUCACCAGAGCAAGUCGACACCAUCAUUGCUUCGAUCUCCGACAAGGUCAUCUCAUUGUCAAAGGACGCCAAAGGAAACUAUCUCAUUCAAUCAUUCCUCAAGACCUUCUCUCCCGAGACCAACCAAUUCAUUUGCGAUGCUAUCAUGAAGAAUGUAAUCGAGAUUUGCACUCACAAAGUAGGUUGUACCGUCGUAAAUAGAGCUAUUGACUGCGCCAACAAGGUACAAUUGGAGAAAUUGAUCGACUCGAUCACCAACCACGCACUCCAACUCGUACAAGAUCAAUUUGGAAACUACGUCGUUCAACACCUCCUCACAAACAAUAAGGCAUACGCAACCAAGCUCAUCAAGAGUGUCAUUGGAAAUAUUGCUGAGCUCUCUGUACAAAAGUUUAGUUCCAACGUAAUUGAGAAGUGCUUACAGGUUGCCAACACUGAAACCUAUGAGUCCAUCGUAAAAGAAUUGACCGAGGUCGACAUUCUAACGUUGUUGCAAGAUAAAUAUGCAAACUUUGUCAUUCAAACCGCUCUUGACGUAGCUGACGAGAACCAACACGCCAGACUUGUCAAAAAUACAAAUAUUUGUAAGAGACUUUAUUGUAGCAGUAGUAAUGUUAAUAUAAAUAUCAAUAACAACAAUAAAGAUAACGUUAGAGACAAACUAAAUAGUUAUUUAAAUGAGAAUAAUGGUCAAAAAAUAACGACAAAGCAAAGAGAGCUUAUUGAACGUAUAGUCAGAGUCGAUCAUGCUGGUGAGUUUGGUGCAUCACGUAUCUACGACGGUCAAUUGGCAGUUUUGAAAAACACUGCUGUCGGUCCAUUGAUCAAAGAGAUGGCUGAUCAGGAGAAGGAGCACCAAGCAAAGUUUGACCAACUUAUAUACGAAAAGAGAGUUAGACCCACGGUCUUAUCACCCAUUUGGAAUGUUGCUGGUUUCGGUUUGGGUUAUGUCUCUGCCAUGAUGGGAAAAGAAGCUGCAAUGGCAGUUACGGUCGCCGUUGAAACUGUUAUUGCCGAGCACUACAAUGACCAACUUCGUCAGCUGAAUGACAAUGAAAUUAAUGACCCAGAGCUAAAAGAGGUAAUCAAAAAAUUUAGAGAUGAUGAAAUGGAACAUAUGCAUAUAGGUAUUGAUCAUGAUGCAGAGCUAGCACCACUCUAUAAACCAUUCUCAGAGUUGGUAAAAAUUGGUACAAAAACUGCAAUAUGGUUAUCAACAAGAAUAUAA